This is a messenger RNA of Verruconis gallopava, 1016 nucleotides long. RefSeq lists its product as uncharacterized. NCBI's taxonomy places the organism in Eukaryota, Fungi, Ascomycota, Dothideomycetes, Venturiales, Sympoventuriaceae. The coding region runs from base 47 to 799 and encodes 250 amino acids. The transcript is spliced from 2 exons. The record is from RefSeq and is a predicted model, not a curated record.
CUCAGACUGGGCGUACUAAGUCUCACAUCAUGCUCUAUCAUACAACAUGACUGGUCAAUCUGAGAUUACUUUGUACACUGCCCAGACGCCUAAUGGCAUAAAAAUCUCCAUACUGCUGGAAGAACUUGGGAUUCCAUAUAAGGUUCAUCAAAUCUCGCUUCAAAAAAAUGAGCAGAAAGAGCCCUGGUUCUUGGAAAUCAACCCCAACGGACGGAUUCCCGCAUUGACCGACAAAUGGUCAGAUGGCAAGAUCAUUCGCCUUUUCGAGUCGGGUUCCAUCAUGCAGUAUCUUGUUUCUCAGUACGACAAAGACCACAAAGUCUCAUUCCCCGAAGGUACCCGUGAGUACUAUGAAGUCAACAACUGGCUUUUUUUCCAGAACGCUGGCGUGGGCCCUAUGCAGGGACAGGCAAAUCACUUUGCCCGCUAUGCUCCGGAGCACAUCGAGUACGGGAUUAACCGCUACAAGAACGAAACUAGGCGGCUAUAUGGCGUUCUCAAUACACACCUUAAGAAUGGCAACCGGGAGUAUCUGGUCGGCAACAAAUGUACUAUUGCUGACAUAGCACAUUACGGCUGGGUGGAGGCCGCGUCCUGGCCUGGUAUCGAUAUCGAUGAAUUUCCCGAGCUUAAGGCGUGGGAGGAGAGGAUGUCGAAAAGACCAGCUGUUCUGAAGGGAAGAGAUGUGCCGGAGCCAAGUAAAAUUAGGGAAUUGGCGAAGGACAAGGAGGCCGCGGAGAAAUACGCGGCCCAAAGUCGGGCCUGGAUUCAAGCUGGUAUGAAGAGCGAUGCAAAAUGACUUCAGAUAGGCAUUAUUUGAUUAUCUUGUGCAUGUUUAUCUUAAAGAAUCCCCAAACAUCACUUGCUCUUGCAAAGUGCUAUAGGUAGCCGUCAUGAUAUAUAUACAUCAUUUAUCUAGACUUUCAACCGAAGCAACCGCAGCAUCUAAAGCUUCAAAGAGCUCCGUAAACCGCUUCUCAAUCUUGUCUUCACUACAACAAGAUCCAAGCACCUAG